AUGAACUCGUGGUCCUCUUCCCGCGCCGUUGACUUGAGACACUUCCUGAAGAGAUUCAUGAUAGAUGUGCAGGUGCCUCAGGGCCAGGCGAUUGUUCGUGUUGGUCCACGGAUCGUGCUCGGCGUCAGCGUGAUGGGUCCUCCGCCUACGGGCGGCGGUGCCGGUGUCGUGACUCCGGGGGGUGGUUUCGUGGUGGUUGUCGUGCUCGUCGUGCUCGUCGUCGUCGUGCGUGGCUUCGAGGUGGUCGUCGCCUGCGUCUUCGAAGUAGACGUUGUUGUCGAUGACGUCCUAAGCGUCGUCUUAGACGAUGUGGCGGGCUUUGUCGUCGCGGGCUUGGUUGUGGUAAGGAUGGCGGUCGAGGUUGUCCGCGUCGGCGUCGAGACCUUGAACGUUGAGCUGGUCUUGGACGUCGUCGUCACUGUGACAGCGGUCGACUCGGUCGGACGGCUGGUUCCCCCUUUCCCGGGGUAG
Verticillium alfalfae VaMs.102 is the source of this 471-nucleotide messenger RNA. RefSeq lists its product with no specific name. The transcript has a single exon. The record is from RefSeq and is a predicted model, not a curated record. Lineage: Eukaryota; Fungi; Ascomycota; Sordariomycetes; Glomerellales; Plectosphaerellaceae. Bases 1 to 471 code for a protein of 156 amino acids.